AUGGCAACUAACUGGAAGAGAGCAAGUAAGAAGAAACCAGCCAAGGUUGGAAGGAAGAAGGCCAAGACAUCUGGUGGUGAUGAAGCAGUAACUCCAAGAACAAGAGCAGCAUUGGCAAGAGAAGCAUCAGCAAAAGCUAAGAGGGAGGCCCUGGAAGCACAAAUGAAGGCAGAAGCAGCAAGGGAACUAGCAGAAGCAGCAGCAAGGGAGGAAAUGGAAGCUACAAGAAAUGAAUUUGAAGCAGCAAGGGAAGAAGAAGGAGGCCUGGAACUAAUGGCUUUGGAAGUUGUUCUACCAGAAACACCAAUUAGAAGGGCACUGUUUGCACAAGAUGAAGUCCAACCUGAGCCUGUGAAGAAAAUUACACCAAGGAGGAAGCAGUUAGCAACUAAAGUGAAGAAAACUCCACCACCUAAGAAGAAUGGAGGGAAGGACAAGGGGAAGGGCAAGGGCAAGGCCAAGGCCAAGUGA
Messenger RNA from Miscanthus lutarioriparius, 471 nucleotides. The record is from the annotation of a GenBank genome assembly. NCBI's taxonomy places the organism in Eukaryota, Viridiplantae, Streptophyta, Magnoliopsida, Poales, Poaceae.